UGGGCUCGGAACGCGCGGGACUCGGCAGCCUGCUUGGAGAGCCGCGCGGGGAAUCGCGCCGGAACCACCGGGUGCGCCCAAACCAUCGAGGCUGUGGAACCGGGGAAGGAGGCACCGCCGUCGCUAUCGCUAGGUCUCGCCUGGAGGAAGCCCAGCCAGCCGUGAGCCAUGAGCCACCGGGCCCCGGGAGCCCGGCCGCGGUCCGGGCAGCGCUCUCCCGGCGCCCCGGCCCGAGCGGCCGCAGCUGCGCGCCUGUAGCUGCAGGGGGCUACGAUGGGAGCGGAGCCAUGAAUGGUGCGAGCCCCGGCGGCGCCCGCAGCCCGGCCCGGGUGCCCGACUGGCGGCAGUUCUGCGAGCUGCAGGCGCAGGCGGCCGCCGCGGACUUCGCGCUCGAGUUCUGCCGCUUCCUGCGAGACCACCCGGCCCACGACGGCCCGGACGCGGGCGCCGCCUUCGCGCGCCACUUCGCCCGGAGCUUCCUGGACGCGUUCGGCGCGGAGGUGCGACGCGUGCGGGGCGGCGCGGGCGAGGAGGCGGCGGCGGAGGAGGAGGAGGCGGGCGCGCCAGAGCCGCUCCGGGCGCGCGGCCGCUGGCGCAGCUCCGAGGACCUGGCGGACGGGGCGGACGCGGCGGCUCCCCGCGCCCGCGGGCGCAAGGGCUUCUCGCUGCGCCACCUCGGGCUGUGCGUGGCGGACGGCGUGCGCGACCUGUGGCACCGGCGCUCCGAGCCCGACGCGGGGCUCCCGGAGCCCCGGGAGCGCGGCGAGCGGCGGGCGCGGCGGCUGCGGCUGCCCCGCGCUUUGGCCGGCAGGGCGGAGCCGGCGGACGUGCAGCGCGAGGGCGCACUGCGCUUCAUGGUGGCCGACGACGCGGGACCCGGCGCGGCGCAGUGGCACCGCUGCCGCCUGCUGCUGCGCAGGGCGGGCGCCGCCGCUGGGGAGCGCUUCCGCCUCGAGUUCUUCGUGCCGCCCAAGGCCUCCAGGCCAAAGGUGAGCAUCCCCUUGUCAGCCAUCAUGGAGGUGCGGACCACCAUGCCCCUGGAGAUGCCUGAGAAGGACAACACAUUUGUGCUCAAGGUGGAGAAUGGAGCUGAGUACAUCCUGGAGACCAUUGACUCUCUGCAGAAGCACUCAUGGGUGGCUGACAUCCAGGGCUGCGUGGAUCCUGGGGACUGUGAGGAAGACACCGAGGUGGCCUGUGCCCAGGGAGGCUGCCUGGCCAGCCGCGUGGCCUCCUGCAGCUGCGAGCUCCUGACAGAAGACACGCCCCGGCCCCCAGAGACGACGGCAGCCAUGGGUGCUGUGGUGACUGCCCCACACAGCCGGACCCGAGACACGAUGGGAGAGUCCCUGCUCCACGUCCCACUACAGACCUUCCUGCAGACCCUGCAGUCCCCAGGCGGCAGCGGCAGCCAUGACAGCAGUGCAGGAGAGGAAGGCACAGAGCCGGACCCCGAGGCUGAGCCGGGCCUGGAGCUCUCCGACUACCCCUGGUUCCACGGGACCCUGUCACGGGUCAAGGCUGCUCAGCUGGUACUGGCUGGGGGGCCCCGGAGCCACGGCCUCUUCGUAAUCCGCCAAAGUGAGACGCGGCCUGGGGAGUACGUGCUGACCUUCAACUUCCAGGGCAAGGCCAAGCACCUGCGUCUGUCGCUGAAUGGCCACGGCCAGUGCCAUGUGCAACACCUAUGGUUCCAGUCCGUGCUUGACAUGCUCCGCCACUUCCAUACCCACCCCAUCCCACUGGAGUCUGGGGGCUCGGCUGACAUCACUCUGCGCAGCUAUGUACGGGCCCAGGGGCCAUUACCUGACCCCGGGCCGUCGCCCAGCGUCGCGCCCGCGGCCCCCACCUGCUGGGCCGAGCCUGCGGGCCAGCACUACUUCUCCAGCCUGGCCGCGGCCGCCUGCCCGCCCGCCUCGCCCUCGGAGACCCCCGGAGCCUCCUCCUCGUCCACCUCGUCGGCCUCCACCGCCUCCGUGCCCGCGCCCCCGCGCGCCGCCGAGGGUCCACUCAGCUCGCGCAGCCGCAGCAACAGCGCCGAGCGCCUGCUGGAGGCCGCGGCUGGAGCUAGCGAGGAGCCCGCGGAGGGAGCGCCGGGCCGUGCGCGCGCCGUGGAGAACCAGUACUCCUUCUACUAGGGCCCGCGCGGCUCGGCCCGCCGGCCUCGGACGGGCUGCGCCCAUAGGCAGCACUGCCCGCCUGUCUGUGGUGGGCCACGCCCGACCUGUGCGCCGGCCGGCCUACCCCUGGCGGGCCGUGCCCCAUUGGCCGCAUGGCCUGCCUAUCUGCGUCAGGCAACGCCCAUUGGCCGCAUGGCCUGCCUGUCUGCGGUAGGCUGCGCCUGAUCGGCAUCUUGGUCCGCCCACUCACGGCGGGCCACGCCCAUAAGCCCCAGCCUCUGGUUGUGGUAAAAGGGAAGCUCUUCAGUGAAGAUAAAUGUUUAUUAAAGAGCCUGUUUU
This is a messenger RNA of Perognathus longimembris pacificus (Pacific pocket mouse), 2459 nucleotides long. It is a transcript of the gene Sh2b2, whose product is annotated as SH2B adaptor protein 2. The coding region runs from base 288 to 2138 and encodes 616 amino acids. Lineage: Eukaryota; Metazoa; Chordata; Mammalia; Rodentia; Heteromyidae. The record is from RefSeq and is a predicted model, not a curated record. The transcript has 9 exons. Gene Ontology annotation, biological process: intracellular signal transduction; antigen receptor-mediated signaling pathway. Gene Ontology annotation, molecular function: transmembrane receptor protein tyrosine kinase adaptor activity. Gene Ontology annotation, cellular component: plasma membrane.